Molecule: messenger RNA, 453 nt
Organism: Oppiella nova
Lineage: Eukaryota; Metazoa; Arthropoda; Arachnida; Sarcoptiformes; Oppiidae
Source: the annotation of a GenBank genome assembly
AAUGCCUACAAAAUUGAUCAAUUAAUUUGUAAAUCCGGUGAUAAUUGUCGCAUAAAUUUCUUAAAUCGCAAACAUUGCAAGAAAUGUCGGCUUAUAAAGUGUAUUUCAAUGGGAAUGAGAAAGGAAUGGAUUCUAAACGCAAAGGAAAAAGAGGAAAGGCAACAGAAAAUCAAGAAGAACCGUAUAAAACGGUGGGAACGGGAGGUUCAGAAAUCGCUUCAGUUGUACCAAAAGCGGGAUCCAUCACCAGAAAUCUCAUCCAUGUCCACAAACUCAGGACCAAACACUUGUGCCGCCACUAGUUAUAAAAAAGACAAUUGUAUUGAUGUAGACAGAGAUGAUAUACAUGGCUCAACCUACCAAUUGGCUGUGGAAUUUGAGUUUAAUAACAUACCCAGACCAAUUGAUGAUUAUUCUAGGUUAAAUGAUGUUGAAUGUAAUCUAUUGCGGGAA